GGCGGAGGCGGCGGAGGCGGCGGCGCCUGCGCGUCUUCUGUCAGGGUCAGCAGGCGGGUCACCUGGGCGGUCCACCUGCGCGUCGCGGAGCCGCGCCCUGGGGGUCGAUGGCGAUGAACUAUAACGCGAAGGAUGAAGUGGAUGGUGGGCCCCCGUGUGCUCCCGGGGGCACCGCUAAGAACCGGAGGCCGGAUAACACGGCCUUCAAACAGCAACGGCUGCCGGCUUGGCAGCCCAUCCUUACCGCCGGCACGGUGCUCCCCACCUUCUUCAUCAUCGGCCUCAUCUUCAUCCCCAUCGGCAUCGGCAUCUUCGUCACCUCCAACAACAUCCGCGAGAUCGAGAUUGAUUAUACCGGCACGGACCCUGCCAGUCCCUGCAAUAAAUGUUUGUCUCCGAACGUGACGCCUUGUAUUUGUACCAUUAACUUCACACUGGAACAGUCAUUUGAGGGCAAUGUGUUUAUGUAUUAUGGACUGUCUAAUUUCUAUCAAAACCAUCGUCGUUAUGUGAAAAGCUCUCAGUAG
Messenger RNA from Balaenoptera acutorostrata (minke whale), 527 nucleotides. Its product is annotated as cell cycle control protein 50A-like. The transcript has a single exon. The coding region runs from base 108 to 527 and encodes 139 amino acids. Gene Ontology annotation, cellular component: Golgi apparatus; plasma membrane; endoplasmic reticulum. Gene Ontology annotation, biological process: phospholipid translocation. The record is from RefSeq and is a predicted model, not a curated record. NCBI's taxonomy places the organism in Eukaryota, Metazoa, Chordata, Mammalia, Artiodactyla, Balaenopteridae.